This is a messenger RNA of Hemiscyllium ocellatum (epaulette shark), 4366 nucleotides long. RefSeq names its product V-type proton ATPase 116 kDa subunit a 4-like. Gene Ontology annotation, cellular component: plasma membrane; vacuolar proton-transporting V-type ATPase, V0 domain; vacuolar proton-transporting V-type ATPase complex. The coding region runs from base 232 to 2745 and encodes 837 amino acids. NCBI's taxonomy places the organism in Eukaryota, Metazoa, Chordata, Chondrichthyes, Orectolobiformes, Hemiscylliidae. Gene Ontology annotation, molecular function: ATPase binding; proton-transporting ATPase activity, rotational mechanism. The transcript is spliced from 21 exons. The record is from RefSeq and is a predicted model, not a curated record. Gene Ontology annotation, biological process: vacuolar acidification; proton transmembrane transport.
GUGACUGCUCGAUGGUACUGUGAAUGAUUCAGCACCAGGCAGCUCCGGCUCUAGCUGCAACUCCUUUCAGUGCCCUUUGCCCACACUGUCGACAUUCCAUGUACGCUUGAGCUGCUCCUGGAAGCAUUCACUUCCACAGCUGCUUUACCUGUACUGCACAGAUAUACUGCACAGCAUUGCUGUUCGGCUUAGGCCCAGAGAAGAUAGCUUGCACAUUGAAACGACGGGAGGAUGGCAUCCUUGUUUCGAAGUGAGGAGAUGUGCCUAACGCAGCUGUUUCUGCAGGUUGAGGCUGCGUAUUGCUGCAUCUCUGAGCUGGGAGAGCUCGGCUUUAUGCAGUUUCGAGAUCUGAACUUAAGUGUCAACUCAUUCCAGCGGAAAUUUGUGAAUGAAAUUCGACGUUGUGAAGUGAUGGAGCGAAUUCUUCGAUUUCUGGAGACGGAAAUGGAAAAGGAUCAGAUUGUUGUCCAAGAUGAUGGAGAGAAUCCCCAGGCUCCUCUUCCAAAAGAUAUGAUUGACCUGGAGGUGGUUCUGGAAAAACUCGAGAAUGAUCUGAGGGAAGUGAAUCAGAACCAACAGACAUUGAAACAGAACUUUCUGGAGCUCACUGAACUCAAGCACCUGCUGAAAAAAACACAGGACUUCUUUGAGACUGAAGCGAAUUUGACUGAUGAUUUCUUCAGUGAAGAUACAAUGCACCUAUUGGAACUGCAGACUGCAUCUGGGGUGAUUGCUCCUGGCAGGUUAGGGUUUAUAACUGGUGUGAUCAGGAGGGAGAGGAUGGCUGCCUUUGAGCGCUUGCUCUGGAGAGCUUGCAGAGGGAACGUCUACAUGAAGCAAUCUGAGAUGGAAGUCCCCUUGGAGGAUCCCAACACUCUUGUGAAGGUCCAGAAGAAUGUCUUCAUCAUCUUCUUUCAAGGGGACCAGCUGAGACACAAAGUGCAGAAGAUUUGCGAUGGGUUCCGUGCCACUAUGUACCCAUGUCCUGAAUCUGCUAACGAGCGUAGAGAAAUGGCUGCUGGUGUGAAAACACGCAUUGAGGACUUAAAUACUGUACUUAAUCAGACUGAGAGCCAUCGUCGCCGUGUGUUGCAAGAAGCAGCGAAGAGCCUGCGAAACUGGCAAGUGAAGGUGGUGAAAAUGAAGGCGAUCUAUCACACUCUGAACUUGUGCAACAUUGAUGUGACCCAACAGUGCCUGAUUGCAGAAACCUGGUGUCCAGUCGCUGAUAUGGACAGGAUCAAGAUGGCACUCCAUCAGGGCAAGGAACGCAGUGGUUCCAGUGUUGACCCCAUCAUGACUGUAGUGCAGACCCAAAUGGCUCCACCCACCUUCAACAGGACCAAUAAAUUCACAGCUGGUUUCCAGAAUAUUGUGGAUGCCUAUGGGGUUGGGACAUACAGAGAAAUGAACCCUGCUCCAUAUACGAUCAUCACCUUCCCAUUUCUGUUUGCGGUCAUGUUUGGCGAUUGUGGACAUGGAGCGGUUCUGCUUGGUUUUGCGCUUAUCAUGAUCAUCAAUGAGAAAAAGUUUGCUGCCCAGAAAGGUGGCAAUGAGAUCUGGAACACCUUCUUCAAUGGACGUUACCUCAUCCUGUUGAUGAGCAUAUUUUCCAUUUACACUGGAUUCAUUUACAACGAUUGCUUUUCGAAAUCCUUCAACAUAUUUGGAUCGUCCUGGCACGUGAGGGCCAUGUUUCGCAAUGGAAGUUGGAAUAACCAUGUUAUUGAAAACAACCCAUCACUCCAGUUAGAUCCUGCAGUGCCAGGAGUGUUCUCUGGCAAUCCAUAUCCAUUUGGGAUUGACCCGAUUUGGAAUAUAGCUUCAAACAAGUUAACUUUCCUCAACUCCUACAAGAUGAAGAUGUCAGUCAUCCUUGGUAUUGUACAGAUGAUCUUCGGUGUGGUCCUCAGUAUUUUCAAUCACGUAUACUUUAACAACAAGAUCAACAUCAUCCUUCAGUUUGUCCCUGAGAUGAUCUUCAUUUUGAGUUUAUUUGGUUAUCUGGUCUUCAUGGUUAUUUUUAAGUGGUGUUUUUACCACGUUAAGAAUUCUCAGAUUGCUCCCAGUAUUCUAAUUCACUUCAUCAACAUGUUUCUAUUUAGUUACAAUGAUCCUUCCAACCAGCUGUUAUAUAGUCACCAGCAAGAGGUUCAAAGCUUUCUGGUGAUUAUUGCAAUCAUUGCUGUCCCUUGGAUGCUUUUUCUGAAGCCCUUCAUUUUGCGAUCGAAUCACAGAAAAGCUCAACGUGCGUUGGAGUCUGCACCAGAGAAUGUAUAUGCUUCGAUUGACGUUGAUGCUGAUAUCUUACAACCCCAGCAAAGGAGCACCAGUGACCAUGGUGAUGACCACAAUGAAGAGUUCAACUUUGGUGAUGUUUUUGUGCACCAAGCCAUCCAUACAAUUGAGUACUGUCUUGGCUGCAUCUCUAACACUGCAUCCUAUCUCCGGUUGUGGGCUCUGAGCUUGGCUCAUGCAGAGUUAUCUGAAGUCCUCUGGACCAUGGUGAUGCGCAUUGGCUUGAGUAGUGCUUCUUGGGCUGGCCUCAUUGGUGUCUUCAUCAUAUUUGCAAUUUUUGCCGUCUUAACAGUUGCUAUUUUGUUGGUAAUGGAAGGAUUAUCUGCUUUCCUACAUGCUCUACGUCUUCACUGGGUUGAGUUCCAGAAUAAGUUCUAUGCUGGAGCUGGCUACAAGUUUAAUCCUUUUUCAUUUAAGUCCAUUCUGGAUGGAAAUCCAGAUGAAUAAAGCUGAUUUCAACAUUGUUUUCAACAAAGGAUGUUUCGACUACAGGUUUAAAGAUAAUGUCAUUCAGAAAUAAUCAUGGAUCUCUAUUAAAAUGAUAUUGAUUAGAGCUAAGAUUAAUGUUUUGAAUUUUAGCUGUUCAAAUUUUAGUAUGUAACAUUGAGCUGGAAUGCUUUGUGCUAUCGAGCAGAUGUUUUGACAAGAUUAAAAUAAAUGGGAAUAUGGCUCGUAGAGAAUUGAUGGUUGUAUCAUGUUAAGUAUCUGUUAAUAUGCACACAAUUUGAGAUGAGGUUUCCAAUGCAAGUGAAAAUUAACUCCAAAUGACUUUGCAUUUGCUUCAGAAUACUAGUGCAAUUUGGUGAAUCACUUAUAGAUGCUUUCACCAGGAGUUACAAGACUGAAGGUGUCUACUAUUGUUGAUGCCUUUAGAAGAAAAAACAGGCCACUGCAUUCAAUGGGCAAGCGACUACAAAUCAGCGUUCAAAGUAUCAUAAUGUUGCUCUGUGUAUCUACCUAUCAUGUGCUUGCUUUGUCAUGAGAAAUCCUAAGUAAUGUUCAGAAAUGUUAAUGUCAGCCAAGGUCAUGAGCAAUAUGAUUUGUUAAAAAGCUAUUUUAGGGUCACUGCCUGGAAAAUUAUUCUAAGAAGGUUACUAAAUCAGCUCAAUGAAUAGGUUUUCAUUUACUGCCUACAGGAGUCUAAGUCUCUCCUGAAUGGUUGUUCUAUUUCAAGGCAAUUCCAGACAAUGAGAAGAGGUAAUACAAAGAUGUCUGCCAUUGAUUUGGUAUACACUCCAGUCAUGCUUAGAUCAACAAAUAUAAUUAGAAUCAAAAACUUUAUAUUCAAAAUUGUUUUAAUUUAAAACAACACUGAGCUGUAUCUUUCUUAACAAAAAGAGAGAUGUUGCUGUCUGUCUGUUUGGGAUUAUCCACUCCAGUGGAAAGAAGAGGCUAAAGAUCCAUUGAUGAGAACUCCUUAAAGAUAUCCUAAUGUGCAGUCAAAAGAAAUUCAGUGAACCCAGUUUGAAACAACUUCUCUCCACCUUCAGUCCUACUUCUGGGUCUGAUCAGGUGAUGUGCUGUUCCAUUAGGUCAAACAGACAAAAUUGUAACAUAAUGUUAUUAAAUCAACUUUGUUUAACUCAGAGAAUCAGAAGCAAAGAACCAGAAUUUAUGGUUGAACAUUCCAUCAGAUUUUCAUCCCUCCUACAGCAGGGCAAGAACCCUAAUGGAGCUUUAAGAUCCUCUGACUCACCACAGUGCACUAUUUCUCCUAGUUUGUCUUCACUGUGCCUGCUGCCUUUACAUGGUUGACCUUAUCAUUCCCUACUGACACGAGGAGAUUCCAAUAUACAGUCAUGUGAAACUGACAUUGCUGAGAAUUAAUUUUUCCUAAUCAGUUGCAGUCAGAGAAUUGCCCUACAGUAUUUAUUUUGUUGCCAACAUGAAGCUUCUAGAGUCUGAGAAUCUUCUUGACUCUUAUUCCUGCAUCGCAAUGCUGAUCCUAAGCUUAUUCACUAGAUUGCUAUUAUCUCUCCACUUAGACAUUCUAUCUCUACGUGUUUCCCUCCACUUUGCCUUAUGAAGAAACAGUGCUCCAAAAGCUUGUGAUUUUAAAUAAACCUGU